Penicillium taxi is the source of this 2646-nucleotide messenger RNA. It is a transcript of the gene glpV, whose product is annotated as glycogen phosphorylase. NCBI's taxonomy places the organism in Eukaryota, Fungi, Ascomycota, Eurotiomycetes, Eurotiales, Aspergillaceae. The transcript has 8 exons. Gene Ontology annotation, cellular component: cytoplasm. Gene Ontology annotation, biological process: glycogen catabolic process. Gene Ontology annotation, molecular function: pyridoxal phosphate binding; glycogen phosphorylase activity. The record is from RefSeq and is a predicted model, not a curated record. Bases 1 to 2646 code for a protein of 881 amino acids.
AUGGUGACUGAUCUCCCCAGUCGCGAGCGUAGACCAUCUGUCGGAGCUCCCAUUGCAGAUUUACAGGGUCCCGUUGGCCCAGGCUUCAGCCGCCCCAAGCAUAAGCGUACAUACACUGGAUUCGGUCCUACUGAGAUCAAGGGUGUUGAAGCGAGUAUUCCUGAAUCGUUGCGUGAUGCCUGGCGUAAAUAUUCUGCUUCAGAAUUUACCACUAAAGAGGAAUUUGCGAAAGAACUAGUGCGCCACAUCGAGACGACUCUUGCUCGCUCUCUCUACAACUGUGAUGAGCAUGCGGCCUACUCCGGAACGGCGCUUGCGUUCAGAGACCGGUUGAUCAUCGAGUGGAACAAGACUCAGCAGCAGCACACCUACAAAGACCCCAAAAGAGUUUACUACCUAUCUCUUGAAUUCUUGAUGGGUCGUGCUCUUGAUAAUGCCAUGCUUAAUGUCGGCCAGAAAGAAACUGCUCGAGAGGGACUGAAGGACAUUGGCUUCCGUGUUGAGGAUGUCAUUAGUCAAGAACACGAUGCCGCUCUGGGUAAUGGUGGUCUCGGACGUCUGGCAGCAUGCUUCCUGGACAGCAUGGCCACACUUGACUACCCAGCUUGGGGAUAUGGUCUGCGAUAUCGCUACGGAAUCUUCAAGCAAGAGAUUGUCAAUGGAUACCAGAUGGAGGUUCCUGACUACUGGCUUGACGAAAACCCAUGGGAGUUCCCUCGCCACGAAAUAACAGUGGACAUCCAAUUUUAUGGCUCAGUGCGCAAGUAUCGAGAUGAAAAUGGCAAGACUCAAAACUCAUGGGAGGAUGGAGAAAUAGUCCAGGCUGUUGCCUAUGACGUUCCAAUCCCCGGAUAUGGAACCAAGACCACCAACAACCUCCGCUUGUGGUCCAGCAAAGCGAGCAGUGGUGAAUUUGAUUUCCAAAAGUUUAACGCUGGUGACUAUGAAAGUGCAGUGAAAGACCAGCAAAGUGCUGAGACCAUCUCCGCUGUGCUUUAUCCAAAUGACAACCUUGAGCGAGGCAAGGAGCUCCGACUCAAGCAGCAGUACUUUUGGUGCGCUGCUUCAUUGUACGAUAUCAUUCGGCGUUUCAAGAAAACGAAGAGAGCUUGGAGCGAGUUCCCUGAUCAGGUUGCCAUUCAACUCAACGAUACUCACCCCACUCUUGCCAUCGUUGAGAUGCAGCGUAUUCUACUCGACAAGGAAGGCCUCGAAUGGGAUGAAGCGUGGGGCAUCGUGACCAAGACUUUUGGAUACACGAACCAUACAGUCCUACCGGAGGCCUUAGAGAAGUGGUCUGUUCCUCUGUUCCAGAGCCUGCUUCCCCGGCACCUUCAGAUCAUUUACGACAUUAAUCUUUUCUUCCUGCAAUCGGUCGAGAAGAAGUUCCCCAACGACCGGGACCUUCUGGGGCGAGUUUCAAUCAUUGAAGAGUCGCACCCGAAGAUGGUCAGAAUGGCGUACUUGGCAAUUAUUGGGUCUCACAAGGUUAAUGGCGUUGCUGAACUGCACUCGGACCUGAUUAAGACAACAAUCUUCAAGGAUUUUGUCGAGAUCUAUGGCCCCGACAAAUUCACCAACGUUACCAAUGGAGUCACCCCCAGACGUUGGCUCCAUCAGGCCAAUCCAGCACUUUCUGCAUUGAUUGCAAAGAAAAUUGGAAGCCACGCGUUCCUUACUGACCUGACACUCUUGUCAAAAUUAGAGGAUUUCGUGGGUGAUAAAGAGUUCCAGCGCGAAUGGGCAGAGAUCAAGACCAACAACAAACUGAAACUGGCUGAAUUGAUCAAGGAGGCAACUGGCUACAGCGUGAAUCCCACCUCACUGUUUGACGUACAAGUGAAGCGCAUUCACGAGUAUAAGCGUCAACAGCUCAACAUAUUUGGUGUGAUUCAUCGCUACCUGUCCAUCAAAGCCAUGUCAGCCGAAGAGAAGAAGAAAGUGGUACCCCGAGUAUCCAUCUUUGGAGGCAAGGCAGCCCCUGGUUAUUGGAUGGCCAAGACCAUCAUCCACCUAGUCAACAACGUGGCUGCCGUAGUGAACAAGGACCCCGAGAUCGGCGACCUCUUGAAAGUCAUCUUCAUUCCAGACUACAAUGUCAGCAAGGCGGAAAUAAUAUGCCCAGCCUCUGAUAUCAGCGAACACAUAUCCACCGCCGGUACGGAAGCCAGUGGAACGAGUAACAUGAAGUUCGUCCUGAACGGAGGUCUCAUCAUCGGAACAUGUGACGGAGCCAAUAUCGAAAUCACCCGAGAAAUCGGCGAGCAGAACAUCUUCCUCUUCGGCAACCUCGCCGAAGAUGUCGAGGAACUGCGCCACAAGCACUUCUACGGUAAAUUCCAGUUAGAUCCAGAUCUAGAAAAAGUCUUCCAAGCAAUCAAGAGCGGAAUAUUCGGCGAUCAAUCCGAGUUCUCAGCGUUGACCUCCUCCAUUGACGAGCAUGGUGACUACUAUCUUGUUUCGGAUGACUUCCACUCCUAUAUUAUCACUCAGGAUAUGGUCGAUAAGUCGUUCCAGGAUAAGGAGGAGUGGCUGAUUAAGUCUAUUACUAGCGUUGCGCGCAUGGGAUUCUUUUCUACUGAUCGUGUCAUUAACGAGUAUGCUGAGGAGAUUUGGAACGUUGAGCCUGUUGUAGCUGAGGAUUAG